Molecule: messenger RNA, 660 nt
Organism: Phaeodactylum tricornutum CCAP 1055/1
Lineage: Eukaryota; Bacillariophyta; Bacillariophyceae; Surirellales; Neidiaceae
Exons: 1
Biological process (GO): spliceosomal complex assembly
Cellular component (GO): U2 snRNP; U2-type prespliceosome; catalytic step 2 spliceosome
Molecular function (GO): nucleic acid binding; zinc ion binding
Source: RefSeq, a predicted model, not a curated record
GGCUCUAAAUUUGGCGGUGGAGGUGUAAGUUCUGCGCAGCAAGGCGAACGCGAACGUAAAGAGCGUCUGAAGCAAUUAGCGUUGGAGUCAAUUGAUCUUGCGAAAGACCCAUACCUUGUGCGCAAUCACCUCGGGUCGUAUGAAUGCAAACUUUGUUUGACUUUGCAUCGGGAUGAAGCAAAUUACUUGGCUCAUACGCAAGGAAAAAAGCACCAACAGGGUCUCGCUCGUCGGGCUCAUUUAGAAAAGCUCAAACUAGAGCAGGAAGGUUUUUCUGGGCUUCCGACUGUUGACGUGACACAGGCAGCUCCAAUCCAAAAAGUUCGUAUUGGGCGGCCGGCAUAUCAGGUUUAUAAGAGCCGAGACUCGGAAACGAAUCAGCGUUGCUUGUCUUUUGAACUUCAGUAUCCUGAGAUUGAAGAAGGUUUGCAGCCUCGUCACCGCUUCAUGAGUGCUUAUGAACAGCGCGUCGAAUCGCCCCCAGACCGACGUUAUCAAUAUCUUCUCUUUGCGGCCGAACCAUAUGAAACGGUCGCCUUCAAGGUUCCCAAUGAAUCAAUAGACAAAGGCGAAGACCGUUUCGUGACGCAUUGGGACGUAGAAACGAAGAAGUUCAUCGUCACAAUGUAUUUUGUGGAAGAUCGUCAAAAGGCACCGUAG